Messenger RNA from Papilio polytes (common Mormon), 2576 nucleotides. RefSeq names its product protein phosphatase PTC7 homolog. Bases 251 to 1024 code for a protein of 257 amino acids. NCBI's taxonomy places the organism in Eukaryota, Metazoa, Arthropoda, Insecta, Lepidoptera, Papilionidae. The transcript has 5 exons. The record is from RefSeq and is a predicted model, not a curated record.
AUUCAGUCUAAAAGUCACAAGAUUCACGAAAUCACAAAUCUUUCUCAUUUCAAUUCAUUGGAUACGUGUUUCAUGUAGAUUGAUGGUAGUUUCAGUGCAGUGUUGAAAUUGUAUAACUUCGUAAUUAUCUUAGUAGUUAAUAUUAAUUAGACAUGUGUUUCUUUAGUUCCCUCUUCAUAAGGAUGGGAUCAUUGCAUUUAUUUUUGUAACUUGAAUGGAGCCAGAAGGCAAAGUACAGGAAAAUCAUUGAAUGAUGCAGUCCAUAUUCUGGACAGGCAGAGUGUUAUCACGUGCUAUAAGAAAUGGACUCUCGAGUCUAAAUAGUGCUGCUGAAUUAAGCGUUUCGAAUAAGAAACAUCCGUAUCUAGUUUCAGUGGUUUGUGGUUUUCCUAAAGAUAUUGCUAAUGGAAGAACCCAUAAAGGCCAGUUCGGAGACGACGCAUGGUUCUCUACACAAUUUAGCAAUGCUGAUGUCAUAGGAGUUGCAGAUGGAGUUGGAGGCUGGAGAGCAUAUGGUAUUGAUCCAGGGGAGUUUUCCUCAUAUCUGAUGAGAACCUGUGAGAGACUUGUGCGAAUGGGCCACUUCAAAUUGUCAGAACCUGGAGACCUCUUAGCUAAAUCUUAUUAUGAACUAUUGGAACAUAAGAAACCAAUCUUAGGUAGUAGUACAGCAUGUGUUAUGAUCUUAGAUCGUAACGAGAGUAUAAUGCGCGCGGCCAACAUCGGCGAUAGCGGCUACAUGGUGGUGAGAGCCGGACGCAUUGUUCACCGCUCACAUGAGCAACAGCACUACUUCAAUACACCUUACCAGCUCAGCUUACCGCCACCUGGGCACGAUAGGAAUGUCCUCAGUGAUAGGCGGCUGCAGGCUGUUGCAAACUCAAUCGCAUGGAUGGCACGAAACCUGUCCUUUGACGGCUGUUACAUGUCGCCCUUCGCUAAAAGCGCGCGACAAAACGGAAUAGACGCAAUAGGUGGAAAACCCGACGACAUAACGGUGCUACUCGCAAUCGUAGCGCUAUGAGAUUGUCCCGACGCUGCGAUAUCGGCCGGACAUCGCUUACGAGGAAUUAGUAAAAUUAUAAACGACACCAAAAAAUUGCAUAUUUGGUUAUUCAACGAUAAAAUAGUUGUAAUUUUUAGGAUGUUAUACAAUUACGACAUUGAUUUCGUCAUCGAGAUGUGACAACCCUAGUCGCUUGUGAACACGGAAUUGUCUAUGAAUCAUAUGUCAUGUGAAUUUACUUUUUUAGGUUAUCUUAAAACAAAUUAGAUUAAUUACCAACGCCUUGUUAAACACACAUGUUUGUCCUAAAAAAUGAAAGGUAUAACAACGGAAGUCUCAUUUAGUAUGAUUUUUUUACUAAAGCCAAUGUUUUUUUGCAAUAAAUUAUCUGUAAUUGUCGAAUGCCAUGCAUGUUCUGAUAAACAAGAAAGUUGUCUGUAUAACAAUGAAUGUUUCGAAGUUAAAAUAAUGUAUAAUAAAAUAGAUUAUAGGCGCUUAUUUGAACACUACAAUGUCAGCAAUUUAUUGCGAUCUUUGAGACUUGUAUCUAUAGACAAUCGAUACAUAUUUUUGUGAAUAAUUUGAUGCUUGUAAUACAAAAAUUGACAAAUAUCCGAUUAAUUUAUCCAGUUGAUUAUUUAGGGCAUUCUAUAAAAAAAAAACUUAAAAAUCGGUUAUAAAAUAUCUGUGAAUUUUAGCUGAUGUGGUGUAAAAGGUAUUAGUGUUAAUAUUUGAUUUACUUAUGUGAUAGUAUGGUGUAGUUAAUUAUCAGUUUUCACUUUAUGGCUGUAACUAACCAGUAUGGGUGAUAUUUGAGAUCUUAUUGUGUGAAUAGAGAUAUUUGCGACUUGAAUGUAUUGGUGAAAGACUGAAUUAAUUUUAUUGGUAUGAUUUAAAAAAAACUGAACAUUUUUAAUGUUAUUUUUCGAAUCAAUUUCAUGUAACUUGAAUGUUUCGACGCGAAUUCAUCUGUUUAAUUGUAAUUCAUAUUCUUUUACUUAAUUCUAACAAAUAUCAACUUCGUGACUUCUCAUUUAAUUAUUAAAUCAUGAUUCCCCAUCAUUUUAAUGCUAACAAAUUAAAUUGUUAACUCAAGAUUUUAUUUGUAAUUUUAAAUGUUGAUCAUGUGACAGUAAUGUCUACAACAGUGGGUAUAUUUAAUUUUUCAUCUUGUUCAUUGUCAUUUUAAAACUACCCUCACAUAAAAUAUAGGAAUCUGUUAAAUAAUAUAAGUCGCAUUUAGUGACUGUUUAAGAAAUCUGUUUUAAUAGAAUUUAAUAGAAUGUUCUAGUUACAGCAUUUACGAAGCCCUUUUCGACCAUUUUUUUAAGGCUUCAAAGUUUGUUAAAUGGCUCAUUUGUAAUUAUAUUUAUUGCAACUCAUUCAUAUUAAUUUAUUUUUUUAUGGGACUGUGUGGGACUUUCCGUUUGUGUGGUUAUGAUUGACAUUACGAAGUGAUAUUCAAAUGUGAGGCUACUUACUGUGGUUGCUUCAAGCUUACGUCUUGAGUGGGUGACAAAAAAUUCUUGUAGAUUGUGUAAAAAGUUGCAAAUAAAAAUUAUGAAUGAAA